This is a messenger RNA of Cantharellus anzutake, 1217 nucleotides long. RefSeq lists its product as uncharacterized. Lineage: Eukaryota; Fungi; Basidiomycota; Agaricomycetes; Cantharellales; Hydnaceae. The record is from RefSeq and is a predicted model, not a curated record. The transcript is spliced from 6 exons. Bases 208 to 972 code for a protein of 254 amino acids.
GAAUGAUUACAUAAUUCACUGCUUGACGAGCCUCUCUUCAACAGGAAGCAGCAGAGGCUGGAGUCCUGCCUAGGGAGGUGGUGCGGUCAAUACCGUCCUACCUGUUACGUCUACUAAGGGUGAACAGCAUUAGGCUUACAGCUGCGUGGCCUGCUAUAGAACGUUUCCUUCACACCCAUUUGUGAUCGCAGCUACAUCCCACGCACCAUGCCCACAGAUCGUAAAUCCCACCACUUUUUCUCUCGGACGAAGCCACAGCAGGCUCCUGAGACCCCUGAUGAUCGGCCCCAGGCACCAACCCCCAACAUCCAGGUCACUGUUUCUGCGACAGAAAAUGACCGACCGAUUCGGGUAGAUUAUAAUCAGUCCGCAGGAUCACACCCUGGUACACUCUCUGCUAGUGGCACCUCAAAGGAUGAUGCCGCACAGCAACGAACGCGCCUUCGAGACAGGAUAUCUGACUUAUUCCGGAGAAGCCCCAGCCCCGAUUCCAAUCGUCGCACCCAAUCAAGUACACUCCUGGGCAAUAAUUUCCUGACUUCGUCCGUCCAGGCAUCCCCGGGAGAUCCACCGCCAUUUCUUUCUCCCCUUCCUGCCAAAGUGAAUACUGGAGGGAUUCCGACUGCACUCGUUGGUGACGACGACGCGAGCGUCCCCACGCAGCAUGAAUUCGUAGAUCUCAGGCCCUCAGUUCUGGCUGUUUCAUCGGUUCCAGCGGAACCGGCAUCUCGUAGAUCCGAUGGCGCUUGGAAGGAUAUCAUUGUCAGCGGCACCAAAGUCUCGCUCCAAACCGCGGCCACUGCUCUCAAGCUCGUUCCCAUCCCCAAUCUUGAUCAGCUUCCAAACACGCUCCUGUCUUGGAUUAGAAUUUAUGAGAAUGUCAGCGGUAACACUGAGGAACUCAGCCAACUUGGACUGGAGAAAUCCCUCGUGAACUUGAAUCCCUGGUGCAGAAAUUCCGCGAGGCUUUGAAAACACAACUGGAGGACAUUGAAUCAGUCCAGAAUAAACAUAUCGUCGAGAGGACCAUUCGAGCACCCGAUAUAACACAGCAAAUAACGAAUAUGAAGACCUACUUGAAUGACGUUGUUCAUCGAUUUGAGCUGAGAACAUCGACAUUAAUUCUGCUUCGGACGGAGCGUUUAUCGGUUCAUUCCGAGUUGUCGAGACUCAAGCGAGCCCCAGCCGAGCACACUUGUGUAACGAGCAAAUCAGAG